UAACAACUUUUGCUAAGCUUUCUAGCUGAUCAAGUUCAAACGGUCUCGAAAGCGGGCUCCAAGCGAAGCAGAGUGGCAACGUAUCAGGAAAUAUUGGCAUCAGUUGUACAUUCGUGAGAACCUUCCCCUGUCGGAGGUAUCUGCGAGACUUGCACGAGAACACAACUUUGAAGCAGGAUUGUCCAUGUACAAAACCCGGAUGAAGCAGCUGGGGACAAGGAAGAACUUCAAAAAGGAGGAACUGGCCGCGGUUGCAGACAUUCUCGAAAUCUUUGUGCAGGCUGGGUUAAAAACACCGACAGCCAUUGUCAAUGGUCAACCUAUUCCGAUCCAACGUGUCAAACGAUAUGUCGGCUCCUUGUCUGCUAACAACCCAUUGAGAAACUCGACAAACAUCAGGUCUUCUCCAGGGAGGGCUUAUCUGCACACUCUGAAGAGUUUCCUGGAUCGGCACAAGCUGCCAAAUUGUGACCAUCCACGCCGACCAACGGCUAUGCCAAGGAUCUUCUUGAAGCAGUCUGAAGACAUGCACGACCUCGAGCUGGCGUUAGUUCAAGUGAACAAUUAUUACGGAUGGCGACUUCAGCAAAGUGACGACUACUUUCUGCCACAGAUGGCCAACACCGGACGUCAUGCCGACUCGGAUGUAGCGACUCCAGUCGUGUUCUUCGACACUACCUAUCACGUCUGCACUGCAUUCGAAAGUGGUGUGUUACAUAUCACUCAGAACGCAGUGAGAUCGCUGCACAAUCAUGCACCAUUGUUGCUCCAGCAGCAACGCCGAGAUCUCCCCGAACUGCUGCUAUAUCACUGGAUCCUAAAUUUUGGGGGCAAUAGUCAUCCAGCGAAACAGUGGAUAUACUCCUACCUCUUCAGUGUAGCCAAGAUCGUUCUUCAAGAAAGUCACCCCAUAUCGAUGAUUCUAAAAGUGAUACAAAGCCACGAGACACAACAAAUGUCAGCAUGGCUGCUGUUGAACUUGAUGCGAGACGUGACCCGGAGGCAAGAGGAGUGCGAUUCUAUGCUGGUCUUCGAAAUUGAAUUUGAUAUUGGCAGGGCCUUGACCGAGCACGAGGAUUUUCGUACAGCCUCCGAAUAUUGGCAUAGUUUGCUGCACCGAAACGUGGACGAAUUUGGCGAAGAGCACGAGUCCUGCAGAAGGGUAUUGUUCCAGAUUGGGUUUUUAAAUUAUGUUCACUAUUUCACCGACCAGGCAAGAAAGUUUUGGCAGCGAGUUUUGGAGCGAGAUGAUGCCUACAUCCAAGGCGGUGAGGAUAUAUCGGAAGGUACCUUGAAUGCUCUAGAGGGGCUUGCAAGGAUUUGUGAAGAGACACAAGACCUUUCUGGGGCAGAGGAGUGGUAUCUCAAAGCCUACAACGCUGCUUGUCAUGUAUAUGGCCCAGAGGACGCUGAAUCGUUACUCCGUUUACACGACCUUAAUCAAGUGCGGGCAAAAUUGAGAGAGGGGAGGGAGAUGGCUGCGGUCCAUUCUGUAGGCGAUAAAGACGUCUUCGAGGAGCUUGAAGUGGAGAUCGCGCGGCUGCAGUUAUUACAAGCAGGUGAAGAAUCUGGGAACCCCAAGUUACGCGCUGAACCGUGGAACGAGUGGGAAGAGGACGUUCCUGAUGAGGAGGACAACACCAACUCUCCGAAUCCCGGUCCGAUGGAGGUUGCUACAACUACCAGCAAGACGCUCGGUGAAGACGACCCUCAGAACCCGACCCAAGCUGAAUUCACAGACACUGGGGACAGCACAUCUCCUGACACGGCACUGAUUUGGGACAGCACAAACGACCAUGGAACCUGGACCGAGCAUGGUCCGUCAGCACACGCACAGUCCUUGGAAGGCCUUCAGCAGGGCGGGAUUUUUGAAGUAUUUGGAGAGGACGGAAUGGACUUUAUGUCGACUCCUUUGACUGAUGCGCACGGACUGGUCAACGAAGCCCAAGCAGCGUUCGUGCCCGAGAAAUCCGCUGAUCCGCUGUCACUGCCAACCAGUGGGCAAGAUUUAUCCGCUGCGUCGCCAUACAUUGGGACCCUCCCUAACCUCAACAACGACCCUGACUUUGAAGAGUUCGAUAAUGUUGGGAAUGCCGGCGACAACUUUGACGUUGACCCCAUGAUGCUCGAUUUUGACGGCGGCUUCAGCAUGUUCGAUCUUGACUUCUCUGAUGGUGUCGACCUGCAAGCAUUCCACGCCACUGAAGGCCAGGAUCUUCAUGGGGUGCAAGAUUUCUUUGCGUUUUGAAAUAGAGGGCGCCAACGAGCGUGGGAAUGGUUUCUGGGGACAUCGAACAGGAUCACGGCGUUUUGAGCGGAGUAAUUCGAGAGGACGGCGUCAAAAGAGAGUAUC
Cladophialophora immunda is the source of this 2353-nucleotide messenger RNA. RefSeq lists its product as uncharacterized. The transcript is spliced from 3 exons. Gene Ontology annotation, molecular function: protein binding. The record is from RefSeq and is a predicted model, not a curated record. Bases 185 to 2248 code for a protein of 687 amino acids. NCBI's taxonomy places the organism in Eukaryota, Fungi, Ascomycota, Eurotiomycetes, Chaetothyriales, Herpotrichiellaceae.